Messenger RNA from Sabethes cyaneus, 1329 nucleotides. It is a transcript of the gene PCID2, whose product is annotated as PCI domain-containing protein 2 homolog. Lineage: Eukaryota; Metazoa; Arthropoda; Insecta; Diptera; Culicidae. The transcript is spliced from 3 exons. Gene Ontology annotation, cellular component: transcription export complex 2. The coding region runs from base 145 to 1329 and encodes 394 amino acids. Gene Ontology annotation, biological process: poly(A)+ mRNA export from nucleus; post-transcriptional tethering of RNA polymerase II gene DNA at nuclear periphery; transcription elongation by RNA polymerase II. Gene Ontology annotation, molecular function: RNA binding; double-stranded DNA binding. The record is from RefSeq and is a predicted model, not a curated record.
CGAUCAAUAAUUAUUGCGGUUGAUUUCAGUAGCGUUUGCUUAGCAGUUUAACUUUUUCUGGAUUAGUUCUUUAGUUUUUUGUUUAGGUAUUAAUUUACAACCCAGACAAAGGUUGGCUGAUGCACAGUGCCGAAUCCAUUUAGAAUGAACCUGUACCACUACCUAAAUUCGGUCCAACGUGUCUGGAAUGCCACCGAAGGGCAGGCCGUCGGCCGGCUUCUGUCGCUCUCCGAUCAUCAUGUGAACAAUCCUACGCUGUACGUGGAACAUCCGGAAACGGCCGUGGAUCGGCAGCUGGAAUCACCGCUUGACGAAAUCGUCUCUUGCCACCUAAAAGUGCUCUACUAUCUAACUAAAGAACCUCGUAACUACAGCGAAGCUUAUCGGCAGCAAACGAAUUGCAUUCAGGCGGUUGUCAAGAUGCUGCAAUCACUGAAGGACGAGAACUGGUUUCUGCCAAUCAUGUACACCGUUGCCAUCGAUUUGCGCCGGUUAGCGGCCAAGUGCGAGGAACAGCUAAAGACUUCUAAACCAGGUGAAAUCCUCGAGAAGGCAGCGGAAUGUUUGAUGGGAUGCUUUCGGGUGUGCGCAGCAGACAAUCGUGCUUCCGGUGCGGACACAAAACGACUUGGAAUGCUCAAUUUGGUCAAUCAGUUGUUUAAGGUGUACUUUCGCAUUAACAAGUUGAACUUGUGCAAGCCGUUGAUUCGGGCUAUUGAAAGUUCCAACUAUAAGGAUUCGUUUAGUUUAGCUCAGCGAAUCACCUACAAGUACUUCGCCGGUCGAAAAGCCAUGUUCGAUUCGGAAUAUCGCAAUGCAGAUGAAUAUCUGAGUUUCGCUUUCGAGAACUGCCCGCGACGGUUUGCGCACAACAAACGAUUGAUCCUGAUCUACUUAGUGCCGGUUAAGAUGUUGCUUGGUUACAUGCCACGCAAGGAAGUGUUGGAACGUUACAAUGUUUUGCAGUUUCAUGAUCUUACUAUGGCUUUGAAAGAGGGAAAUGUGCGACGGUUCGACGAGGUCAUCCAAAAGCACGAGUCAUUUUUCAUCAACGCGGGAAUCUAUCUGAUAGUGGAGAAACUGAAGAUUCUGGCCUAUCGCAAUCUGUUCAAGAAAGUCUAUCUCAUCCUGCAGACGCAUCAGAUCGAUCUGAAUGCCUUCCUGACGGCGCUGCAGUGGGUCGGCGAGGAAGAAUUAACCAUGGACGAGACGCACUGUAUUGUGGCGAAUCUGAUCUACGAGGGACGUAUCAAGGGUUACAUUAGUUUGCAGCAUAAUAAGCUAGUUGUCUCCAAGCAGAACCCGUUUCCUAACGUUAUUACCACCUAG